AACAGAGCAGCAGAAAAGGCAGCUCCUCUUCUCUGGUUCCCUGUCUCCCUGUCCCCACCUCUCCCUCCCUUCCUCAGGCAUCAGACAGCAUAGAACCCAGUUCGCCAGGCUCAUCGUUAGAGGCCCUGCCAUGUCAUCUCCAAGGCCCCUUCUGGUGCUGGCCCUGCUGGCAUGGGUUGUUCUGGCCGACCAAGAAUCAUGCAAGGACCGCUGCACUGAGGGUUUCAACGCCGACAGGAAGUGUCAGUGUGAUGAGCUCUGCUCUUACUACCAGAGCUGCUGCGCCGACUACAUGGCUGAGUGCAAGCCCCAAGUGACUCGCGGGGAUGUGUUCACUCGGCCAGAAGACGAUUAUGGGGUCUACGACUACCAUGAGGAGAGCAGUGUCCACGCACAACCAGCGAGCUCCACCCUCAGCUCUGACCUACAGGCCCAGACUGAAAGGACUCCUGAGCAGGCAGCUGUUCUGAACCCAGAAAAAGUGCAGGGGCCCUCAGAGCCUACAGUGAGGCCUGCGAGCUCUGCUCACGGGACCUCCGAGUCCUCAGCAGAGGAGCUGUGCAGUGGGAAGCCCUUUGAUGCCUUCACUGACCUCAAGAACGGUUCCAUUUUUGCCUUCCGAGGACAGUACUGCUAUGAGCUGGAUGAAAAGGCAGUGAAGUCUGGGUACCCCAAGCUCAUCCAAGACGUCUGGGGCAUCGAGGGGCCCAUUGAUGCUGCCUUCACCCGCAUCAACUGUCAGGGGAAGACCUACCUCUUCAAGGGUAGUCAGUACUGGCGCUUUGAGGAUGGUGUCCUGGACCCCGAUUACCCUCGCGACAUCUCUGUUGGCUUCACGGGCAUUCCUGACAAUGUGGACGCAGCCUUGGCCCUCCCAGCUCACAGCUACAGUGGCCGGGAGCGGGUCUACUUCUUCAAGGGGAAACAAUACUGGGAAUACGAGUUCCAGGAGCAGCCCAGUCGGGAGGAGUGUGAAGGCAGUUCCCUGUCAGCUGUGUUUGAACACUUUGCCCUGCUGCAGAGGAACAACUGGGAAGACAUCUUUGAGCUUCUGUUCUGGGGCAGACCCUCUGAUGGUGCCGGGCAGCCCCAGCUCAUCAGUGAGGACUGGCCUGGUGUGCCGGAUCAGGUGGACGCAGCCAUGGCUGGCCGGAUCUACAUCUCAGGCUACGCUCCCCGUUCCUCCUGGGCCAAGAAUGUGAAGUCUAAGCAUCGCAGCCGUAAACACUAUGGCUCACGGAGUGGGCGUGGGCGUGGCGGUGGCCGCAGCCAGAAGCGCCAUCGGAAAUCACGUUCACUCUGGCUGUCCCUGUUCUCCAGUGAGGAGAGUGGCCUAGGAGACUAUAUGUAUGAUAAUAACUACGAUACAGACUGGCUUGUGCCUUCCACCUGCGAGCCCAUCCAGAGUGUCUACUUCUUCUCAGGAGACAAGUACUACCGCGUUAACCUUCGCACACGGCGAGUGGACAGUGUGAGCCCUCCCUACCCACGAGACAUCGCCCAGUACUGGUUGGGCUGCCCAGCCCCUGGCCACCUGUAGGAGAGGAGUUUGAGCCCACACAGCUGGGCCCUCUGCGGCUCCCUCCUUCGACCUCCUCCUCCCAGCUCAAUAAAGAUGUCUUGGCCCUGA
Rhinolophus ferrumequinum (greater horseshoe bat) is the source of this 1630-nucleotide messenger RNA. It is a transcript of the gene VTN, whose product is annotated as vitronectin. The record is from RefSeq and is a predicted model, not a curated record. NCBI's taxonomy places the organism in Eukaryota, Metazoa, Chordata, Mammalia, Chiroptera, Rhinolophidae. The transcript has 8 exons. Bases 131 to 1540 code for a protein of 469 amino acids. Gene Ontology annotation, biological process: cell adhesion mediated by integrin; cell-matrix adhesion; immune response. Gene Ontology annotation, molecular function: extracellular matrix binding; scavenger receptor activity; polysaccharide binding.